This is a messenger RNA of Liolophura sinensis, 3595 nucleotides long. RefSeq names its product potassium voltage-gated channel subfamily KQT member 1-like. The record is from RefSeq and is a predicted model, not a curated record. Gene Ontology annotation, cellular component: membrane; voltage-gated potassium channel complex. The coding region runs from base 18 to 1667 and encodes 549 amino acids. Gene Ontology annotation, molecular function: voltage-gated potassium channel activity. Gene Ontology annotation, biological process: potassium ion transmembrane transport. NCBI's taxonomy places the organism in Eukaryota, Metazoa, Mollusca, Polyplacophora, Chitonida, Chitonidae. The transcript is spliced from 14 exons.
AUAGGUCCGCGUUAAAAAUGGAAAGUUUGUACGAAGACCGUUAUUCCACAAAGAAACCGCAUACGAAGGCCACAAUACAGGGACGAAUCUAUAACUUUUUGGAGCGACCCACUGGCUGGAAGUGUUUCAUCUACCACUUUACUGUGUUCAUGAUGGUGCUGAUUUGCCUUAUAUUUAGUGUACUUUCUACAAUAGAGCAGUAUACAGAUUUUGCAAAUGAAACUCUAUUUUGGAUGGAGAUUGUGCUGGUUGUGUUUUUUGGCCUUGAGUAUUUGAUUCGUCUGUGGUCGGCAGGCUGUAGAAGUAAAUACAUGGGUCUACAUGGCCGCAUUAAGUUCGCCAGGAAACCUAUAUCUAUCAUAGAUUUAUUGGUAGUGGUAGCUUCCAUAGUGGUGUUGUCAGUUGGCUCUAAUGGCCAAGUCUUUGCUACCUCAGCAAUAAGAGGCGUGAGAUUUUUACAGAUUCUUCGUAUGCUACAUGUUGAUCGUCAGGGUGGCACCUGGAGGCUACUGGGCUCUGUUGUGUAUAUUCACAGACAGGAACUUAUAACGACAUUGUAUAUAGGAUUUCUGGGCCUUAUAUUUUCUUCCUACUUUGUGUACUUGGCUGAGAAGGACGCCACAGAUAGCAAUGGUGACACAGACUUUACCAGCUAUGCAGAUGCCCUAUGGUGGGGAGUGAUAACGGUCACCACUAUUGGCUAUGGGGACACAGUGCCAAAGACCUGGAUGGGCAGAAUAGUCGCCUCCUGUUUCUCUGUGUUUGCUAUUUCCUUCUUCGCUCUGCCAGCUGGAAUCCUGGGGUCUGGUUUUGCCUUAAAAGUUCAACAAAAACAAAGACAGAAGCAUUUUAAUCGUCAAAUUCCCACAGCAGCUUGUCUCAUUCAGUGCUUAUGGAGGUGCCAUGCCGCGGAAGCAAAAACGCACUCGACGGCGACCUGGCGUAUUCACAUUCAGGACAAGCGUCACCACCACCAUCACCAUCACCACCGUGAUCAGCACUUCAUCAGACCACCGCACUUCACCUCCAACACCUCGACGCUCAGCAAGAUGGCACGCAAAACCUCCCUCCUCAAGAAGAGGAAGAGUACUCGCACCUCCAAUAGCUUAUCUCCCCUGGAGCGCAAGGAGAGCUUGGGCUCCAUAUCCUGUAACUAUGACGAUCAGGUUUCCCCAACGAAAAGCCGGGCAGAGUCAGUGGGGAAGCUGAGUAUCACAGGAGAUAUGCUGGAUACAUACACAGAAGAUCAGGAUAUUGAGCUGGACUUUAUAUCUAAACCAGAGCAGUUAACAGAGGCUCACAAGACAAUAAUCAGGGUUAUCAGGAAGAUCAAAUUUUUUGUAGCGAGACGAAAGUUUCAACAAGCCCGUAAGCCCUAUGAUGUGCGAGAUGUUAUAGAGCAGUAUUCUCAAGGUCACCUGAAUAUGAUGGUGCGAAUCAAAGAACUCCAAAGAAGGCUGGACCAAACCAUUGGGAAGCCAGUGUACUAUGGGAAUAACAGAGACAAGGAAAAGGUGACACUGAGCACACGAGUAGCUCGCAUGGAGGGACAGAUCAAUAAACUGGACAGGAAGCUUGACCAAUGCCUGGUGCUGCUGACCGUCCUGGUCAAGUCUACAGAGAGCAAACACAAGGACGAUGAGGACAAGGAAGACUCAACAACCUAGCAUAGGGGGGACAACUCUGAUCAGGUUUCACACACAGAUAUCCUCAACAAGGCAGCAUGAAACUGGUAGGGUUGUUGGUGUAGCAGGAGUUAUGUCCCUCUGGGUGAGAUCAGUAUUAGCCUGACUGGACCCAAGGGACAGACCCCACCCAUCCUGAUCUUGUCGCUGACUGGACCCAAGGGACAAGCCCCACCCAGCCUGAUCUUGUCGCCUAGGCACCCACCCUUAUACUGUUCUGUACAGACAGCUACAGAAGUCACCUGUCAGCUGUAUCGACAAAGGGCAUACAGGGCGGAAUUGAUAUUCCCAGUGUCUUGAGAAGCUAUAUGGAUGUGUGACUUAAAGCAUUGACAUUCACAUAUAUUUGGUGUCCAACUACUGUAAAUAGAAUAGGAAUGACAGUUUGUCCUAUAUGUUGGCAGAGAGAAGCUGUAAUUUAAGCCUCUCAACACAAGCCGCUGGCACUGCACCAUAUGCCAGUUAAUUUUAUAUGUUACUAAGAUGAACAUGAUUGUAAUAUAUUAAUAUCAAUGCACUGGUUUUACUGAAAUCAUAUAAUAUAUGUUUACACGUCAUGUGAUACAAACACAGAACGCCAAUUCAGAGUUUAAUAUUAUUAUUAUUAUUACUGAACAAAGCACUUGUAAUUCAUGUUCACCAUUUUACUUACAAUAAAAAAAAUAUCUGGAUCACUUUAUUACAAUGCAUCAUGUACGAGAAUCGUGUGGUCGGUCAUAUUGCAUAUUUUUCUUAUUUCAAGUUUUUUUUCGAAACUUGACCAUAUAUCAGUCAGUAUGAAGCAACUAUAUUUGAUGAUAUGUAGAAAUCAUAGAUGUAUUGCUAUUAUAGGACAGUUUUAUUUAUGUCUUUUAUGUUCUUGUAGUUAAUAUGGAUAUGUAUGCAUGAAAUUUUUUUUUCAUUCACCUUUUUGAUAAGCGACUAAUUUAAUAUUUGAUAUAUUUGUGUAUAAUAUAUGGUGUGGAAGGUAUGUAAUAUAUGAUGUGUGAUUUGUUGAGUCCUUGAUGGGAUUUUUGUUAAUACAUUGACGCAGAUGAGGGGUUAUAAUUAUUUAUUACACAGUUUUUAUCUUACCUACCAGUAUUUUAUGGUUAUCUUUUGUUAACUCCACAUGGCAUUUAUGCACUCAACUUAUUUUUCAUGCAUGAACUUUGUUUUCUCCUCUACCAUGACUACAAAUUAAAUGUACACAACUCCAAUAUCCGCUCAAAGGUCUUAUCUAAGGUAGUUUAAUAGUUUCAUUUAGUUUUACUGAAAUAACUUUACAUUAAAUGUGACACAGACCACAUUAUAUUAAUUAAAUGUGAGUUAAAUGUGUUAAAAAAAAGAAACCUUUUGUAAACUCUGAAAUUGAAUUGUAAUAUAUCAAAAUAAUAUUAGUUCCCAUGUAAUGGUGCUUCUAAAUUCCACUUAAUUCUGUAUUAGUUUAGAAGCAAACUAUUCCAUGUGAAUAAACAUUUAUUAUUAAUUUUUACAUCUAAGAUUCUAAAUUUUAAAGUAACAUACACAUUCAUUCAGGGCUUGGCAUGGUUUGGAUAUAAACCAAGGGAGAUAAUCAACACACAGAAGACAAUUUCCCAACACCGAGAUUCCUCAAAAUACACAUAACUUGGAUGCACACAGUGUCUGUACAAGAUUGCUCUCCUUGAGAAUCUUAUUAUUAUUUUAUUACUAUAUUUAUGAGUUUUCAUUGUCAUAGUAUUGUUUAUUUACAUCAGUUGAUUUACUUGGGCUUGCCUUUUAUUACAAAUCACAGUAUACGAUAUACAGUAUAUGCUUUUGUCUCGCAUAUGUUAUACUUAGCAGAUAGGGUACAUUUGUAUCCAGAAAAUGCAAUUUCAGGUAAUCAGAUAAAGAAUCUCUCACAAAGUUUCCCAUAUUUGUGCUUCUGUUAGCUUUGCUACCUGUUC